CAUGGACGUCGUCGGGAAGGUUAUGGGAUCAUUCAAUGCUGAUGCGCUGAAGGAGCCACGAGGUUUUAUCAAGAUCCUGCAAUGGAUCCUGUCCAUAUUUGCCUUUGCAACAACUACAAGUGUUAACACCCAGCUUAGUUUCUAUGCAAAAUGUGGCGAAGGACUUGAUAGUAUGAGACAGGAAGCAUCUGUGUCCUAUCCAUUCAGGAUAGAAGAUCAGAAAUAUGAGAUACCCUUGUGUAGGAAUGCUUCUGAAUCUGUGGAUGUAAAGUAUGCUCCCUAUGUGGGGGGGUCAGCCUCUGCAGCAGAGUUUUAUGUCUUUGUUGGAGUCAUUGUCUUCCUCUACUGCAUGGCUGCUCUCAUCCUUUACAUCUUCUUUGAUGAUCAGUACCGAAAGAACAACCUCUUCUCCAUUGGGGACUUUGUAAUAUCCUGUGUGUUGACUGCCCUCUGGCUGAUCUCUUCGGCUGCUUGGGCUCAAGGAUUGGUCAAUCUGAAGUAUGACACCGACCUUGCGGAGAGUGACCUGUACCGUAGGAUUCAAGAUUGCCUGAUAUAUGGCUGUGUUCAGGAUGUGUUACCAAACUUUGCCAGCCUUAAUGUAUCAAUUAUAUUUGGCUUUCUGAACAUGGUGGUGUGGGGAGGAAAUCUUUGGUUCCUGUACAAGGAAACUCCUUGGUUUAAGGUUCAAUCCAAGCCACCUACCUCUCCCACGCAAGGUCAGGACAUUGAACCCCAAAGGAUCUAAGAAUUCCCCUGAUGGGAUUGAACUAGAAGACCAGCAAGCUAAUACAUACUGUUAAGGAUGUUGUGACUGUAGCAUUGACAAUGUUUAUGUAAUGAAAAUCAAGGAACAUGUAUUCCAGCUCCUCCACAAAUGAACAAAAUCAAUGAAAUUCCAUCAGAGAAUGGUCAAGUCUUGACUUUUCCAAUAAUGUUCACAAAUUAUUUCUGAAGAGCUAAAAAUGAGUUAGACAAGAUUGAACCUUUCCAUUUUAUAUCUAACAGAGAAAUCAAAUGAUGUGAUUGAGACUACACCAACAGUGUUUGGCUAUUUCCAGAAUAUGUAAAAUUCCAUUACAUUGUAUGUGUGUGUGGCUAUAUAUGUAAUGAGAUCUGAUGUUUUCAACAUGGUUAUAAUAUAGCUGUAAUAUGAUUGAUGUUAGUAAUUAAAAGAUAGGAUACAAUUGUGUGUUUGCAAUCAAAAUAUAGAUUCUUUUUCAACAAUUUUUUUGCAUACUUAAUACCAAAUAUUUACCAGAAUUUCUUAGGAAUCAUAUGCAGAGUAGAUGUUGUCAUCUUUUUCUUCCUUGGUAAUUACAUACAAGGUAUAUAUUGAAGAUGUAUGUUUUUAAAUUGAUGGUCACCACUUUCAACUUUGGUGUUUUUGGGUAAGAUAGUGAUGCACAACUUAUCUCUACAUUCAGAAUAACCCUUGUUUAUAAAGACCUUCAAUGUAGGACAAGUAAAUAGUUGAAUACUGUUUGAUUGGCCCAAAAUCUGAUCUGUGCCAUAUGAAAUAUCUGUUUGCUCAGUGAUGUAAUGUGACCAAGAUUUCUUACAAUAAGAGUCAUUAGGUGUGGAUUUAUCUCAAGCCAGUAAUAUUUGUACAGACGUUUUGUUACUUGUUGGAAAACAUGGAUUUAUCUGAACUACAUGCUGUAAAAUGCUAUUCCCUGUGAAAUUUUUGUUUUGGCAUGAAUAAGAUUAUUUGAGAUGAUAUUUCAUGGACUGAAAUAGAGGUGUGCAUACCCUUACUGCUCUUCAUUUAUAAGAGUAUUUUCUUGUGUGUGUACACUUGGGUUGAGAAUUUAACAAGGUCCUUUUCUUUAGUAUACCUGGUACAUAAAAAACAUCAACAAUUUUUGAGUUUGUGCUAUUCUGGAUAUUUUCAUUGCAAAAAAAAAAAAAAAAAAAAUGGAAAAAGUGUUUAUUCUAUUAGCCAGACAAACAAAGACACUUGCAAUAGUUUAAGCCUUGCUAUAUUCAUCUAGAAUUCUCUCCAUUCCUUAAAGAAUUCUACAUCUCUGUAAGCAUUUUUUUACAAUCAUAUGCAAGUUAUAUUAUCUCAUCACACAUGAAAUAAAUAAAGUGACAAGUUUUAGUUUGUUGACAAAUGUUUUAAAAUUUUGUUGUAAAUUACAUAAACUUGUAUAAAAGUGUAUAACUGUGUUAAAAUGUGUUUUUGAGGUUUUGGUUAAGAUUUUUUUACUGUUUUCUGUUUCCACCACAUUGUUGAAAUAUUUGAAAUAAUUUAUUAUUAUUAUUAGGUACAAGUUUUUGUCAGAAUCGUUAACUUGCUUAGUUUGAGUUGUUUGGUUAAUAACCUUGUUAGCUUAUUAAGAUCAUGCCUUGUAAAUUUUUCAUGCUUGUAGAUGUUUUGUAGUUAUCUCCCUUGAUUUUGAAGGGCUAUGAAAUAAUUAAACAUUUCUGAUGUAUCAAACAAUAGCUAAAUAAUCAUUCAUCUGGAACAUAACAGUGACUAUGUUGUAUUAGUCAGAUUACAAGUGUUUUUUUUUUUUAAUGAAACAGUGAAAUUCUUGUGCAAGAACAAGAUUACCCAAGAACUCAUGUCCUGUUAUAUCUUGCAAUGAUCGGGGUGCUUUUAGUGAACUGAUAAAGGCUUGAAUUUCCAAUCAUGCUUUUUAUUUUUCAUGUUUAUUUUUUUAAAAAUCAAGUAAUCUUUCGAAAGUGCACAUUUCAAAAUUAUUUAAAAUUGAAGAUUUGUGAUACAUCUUAAAAUUCCAUCUAAUAUGAUAUUGUACAAAAUUCAGUUGAUCACUGUGUGUAUAUAUUGUAUCAAUGUAUCAGACAUGAUUAGAGAAUCAAGUGAUGGGACUUAAUGAUAUACAGAUUAUGUGCUACAUAAAUGAUAAUGCCUUGAAGACCUUAUGAUGCUCCGUUGGGAUUGGAGUAUAUACACUGACUUACUGUAUAGGAAACCUCUGCAGGAAUGAUCUAUUGAAUGAUGUGUAGAUGAUUUGAGUAUGCUAGUGUACAUAAUCUGGUGUUGUGGAAGUGUACAUUUUGUCUGUAGCAGGAAUUAUCUAUUUACAUGUAUUUAUAUUAACCAAUUACAGGUGCCUCACUGUGUAACUAGGUGUCAAGGUAUUUUUCAAUUUUGUUUAGAAUUUCCUACACUGACUAGUUUUUUGUGUUUUUUUUUUUCAUUUUCUAUUUCCAAAGGCAUCUUGGUGUCGACUAUGAUAAUGUAUUUUAUUUCUGUACAUUUUCUAUUCUGGAUGGCUUCUUGGCGUCAAAUGAAUAUUGUUUAUUGUUCCGUUAUAACCUGCACUGUUUCUCAGUGUCCACUUGUGAUACGCUUGAUUUCUCUUUUGUACUUUUUCAAUGGCUGACUGUUUUAUGGCAUCAUUUACAUUAGAAAUGAUUUCUGUCUUGUUUCUGUAUUCUUUACAAGCCUCUAGGUUUUUCUCAUGUGAUUGUAAUUACAGCAGUUAAGCAUCUGGAAAUAUUGUUAUGUCUAUCUGUUAGGAGAUACUAAAAUGGGCUCUGGCAAAGCCGACCAUUGUUGUCACGUCAAACUGGGUACCUACAGUUUACACUGAAUACAAAUCCUCAAAAUGAUCCUUUUUUCAGUUUGAAAGAAAUGAACACCAAAAUAAAAGAACUAAGGUUUCUAAUUCAAUAUACAUCUGUAUUGUCAAAAUUUUAUGUAAAGGUCUGUAGUUGUAAAAAUGUUUAUGAUAAUGGAACCUGGAAUCUGUGUUUUACUUUUUGAUUAUUGACUUCUUUGGUGUAUAAAUAAUUUGUAAUUUGAUUCAGAUGAAUGAUGAUAAAAAUCUCGCAUAAUAUCAUUAUUUACUUACUAUUUAAAAAUUGAUGUCAGCUAGAUUUUCUUUCUCAAGCAUUUAAAAGACCCAGGUGUAGGAAUACUUCUAAAUACUUAGAUAAAACUAAUCUUUUUAAACUAUUAGCUCUUGGUGUAUGUUUUUCAUUGGAAAAAAAAGCAUUCCAUAGUUUAGAAAUUUCUUUGAGUAGAAAGGUUUCACACUUUGAUGUUGAUUUUGUGUGUUAAAUCUGCUGAAAGAGAAAUGUAUAACGGGAGUGUUGAAUACAUUGAUAACGUAGUUUACUGAGGAGUAAUACAUUAGUAGUAUAGUUUAUAGAGUGUUGAAUACAUUGAUAACGUAGUUUACUGAGGAGUAAUACAUUAGUAGUAUAGUUUAUAGAGUGAUGAAUACGGUAAUCAACUAUUUAAGUGUACAUCAUUUACCAAGUGCUGAAUAUAUCAAAAUCAUAAUACAUUUCAAGGUGAAUAUGUAUGUAUUUGUUGAUGGAUAAAUACACAGAAAAUGUAGUUUAUGAAGUGAUGAACACUUGUUAGAGUGAGACUUACAGUUCACAUCUCAUUUUGCAUUUAUUCACAAAAAGAAACUAAUCAAAUCAACAACGAAGUACUUAUUUGGUAGAAUUGACAACAAGACAAUAUAAAUCUAAAUGAACAGAUGAAAAAUGUUGGAACUUUUACUUGAUUUUCUAAGAGAUAGUAACAGUUUGAAUUUCAUAAUGAUUGCUAGCUAACAUGUGAAUAUGUGUUUUAAUUAACAAGUUACGACUAUGGCACUUUGGCUAUAUGAUAAAGAUAUUGAUAUUUUUUCUUGCUAAGAUCUGAUGCUGAUAACUUUAUUCUUUUGUUCAUGUGAUGUGUGAAAAGUGCUAGUUCUUUCUUCAUUGUUUAUUCAAGCCAUGAGUUUAAUUAAAGUUUUCAUUUAAAUCUAAACCAAUGUUUUAAUGCCAUUGUUAUUCAGAAAAUGCCUUUAAUUUUAAGAACGUAUUCGAUGCAUUCCUGUAAAUUUUAUCUUGUGCUGCCUAGGUUGAUAGAGGUAGUUAGGUUUUACUCAUUAGAAGGUCUGAAGUUUAUAUCCUUACCUAUGUUAGGUACCACAUCAACUGUAUUAUGAUGCAUGGUCAGCUGUAGGGGAAUAUCACUUUAUAUUUGUGCUGCAAGUAUGUGUAAGGUAUGUAUUAUCAGUGUUAAAUGAUGCUAAAGUACUCCAUCAAAUGCUGAGGAUAGUUAAAAGUGCAGCAAAAACCAAUGUUGUAUGGUGUUUCAUGUAAAUCAGCAGUCUGGCCAAAUUUAGCUUGAUGUGUUACAUUAUAUUAGUAUGUGCUGAGACUUAGCUUAAUUUUUGUAAUGUUAUCAGUCAUAAAAAUAACUUUAUAUGAAAUGAAACCGAUUGGUUAGGUUUCAUUUUAUCUCAGCAAGGAUACAAAAUAAAUCUCAGCUGAUUGGUGUAAUCAAACAGGAAACAAAAUAAAUCUCAGCUGAUUGGUCAAAUUUAACGGGAUACAAAGUUAAACUUGGCUGAUUGGUCUAAUUUAACAGGAUGCAAAAUAAAUCUCAGCUGAUUGGUGUAAUCAAACAGGAAACAAAAUAAAUCUCAGCUGAUUGGUCAAAGUUAACUAGAUACAAAAUAAAGCUCAGCUGAUUGGUCAAAGUUAACUAGAUACAAAAUAAAGCUCAGCUGAUUGGUGUAAUCAAACAGGAAACAAAAUAAAUCUCAGCUGAUUGGUCAGAUUUUGCUUACCCAGUUAGCCUAGGCCAGAUAAAGCUUUUGUUACAUAGUGAUGUGGUGAGAUGCAUCUUUUCGUAUCUUAAGAUUUAAGCAGGGUUUGUUGUUAUUGGUUGUGUAGGAUUAAUGUUAAAGUGAUAGCAGCAUCUACUCACUGGUGGUAUAUAUGCCUUCUGUAAUAAAGUUUUGUAUUAAGAAAAUAA
Molecule: messenger RNA, 5737 nt
Organism: Ylistrum balloti
Lineage: Eukaryota; Metazoa; Mollusca; Bivalvia; Pectinida; Pectinidae
Product: synaptophysin-like
Exons: 6
Coding region: 2-748 (248 amino acids)
Cellular component (GO): synaptic vesicle; synaptic vesicle membrane
Source: RefSeq, a predicted model, not a curated record